AUGAAGUCGAAUCGUAACAGUCAUGAAGGAGCAACUCGUCACGUAAAAAUGCCUAUUUCGGAUUAUAACAGUCGUGAACGUACUGCUCGUCUCACGGAAGAAACAGAAAAGAAAUCUGAUGGAGAAGAAAAUGUAAAUGAAGAAACAGAAAGUGAAGAUGUGAAACCUGAAGCGGAAGAAAUUAAAGAUAAAUCUGAUGAAAAGCCUGAAGAAAAAGUCGCUAAAGAAAGUGAUAAAGGCGAUGCGGCGAAGAGCGAAAAUGAUCCGGAAGAGAACCAAACGGAAGGAAAUGCGAAAACUGCAGAAAUUGCGGUUGAAGAGGGAAAUAGUGCCGAUAAGGAAGAAAAUGAUGAAGAUGAGUCCAAUACUUCAGAAGUAGACAACAAUGAAACUGAAAAAGAUAAAGAAGUGAAAGACGAGCAAAAUAAAGUAGAAAACAGCGAGAACUCGAAACAUGUUAACAAUGGAACAGAAAGGCAAGCCCCUGAUGCGAGUACAGAUGAAAAGGAUACAAACGAAGAAAAUUUAAAGGAAGCUACAGAAGAUGAAGGAAAGGAAACCAAAGAGGUUGAAGACAGCGAAGUGGAAGACAAAGGGAAAAAGCAUGAAGAAAUAGGAAACGUAGAUAAUAUUGAAGAAGAGAAAAAUGAGAGUGGAGAAGAUGAAGAUAGUAAAAGUGAAAACGAAAAAGAUAAGAAAGCAGAAAAUUUAGAUCUAGCGAAAGAAGAUGAAAAGGAAGUUGAAACAACAGACACAAUGGAAGCUGAUAAAACUGCAGAAAAGGAAUCGGAAUCUACCCUUGAUGACAAAAAGGAAACUGAAGCGAGCGAAGAAGACCCAGAAAAAGAAUAA
This is a messenger RNA of Rhagoletis pomonella (apple maggot), 852 nucleotides long. Its product is annotated as myb-like protein X. The record is from RefSeq and is a predicted model, not a curated record. NCBI's taxonomy places the organism in Eukaryota, Metazoa, Arthropoda, Insecta, Diptera, Tephritidae. The transcript has 3 exons. Bases 1 to 852 code for a protein of 283 amino acids.